CGCAAACUUCCGGCUUCAAAUUCUCGUCACAACAAAAUCGCUGCUCUAGAUCUCGUUAGAGGGGGAGCCGCCUUGGUCUGAUGCCGUCGUUUAGCGAGAACAAAUAACUGCCGCCUCCAUUCUUGCAUGUGACAGUGUGGGGUCAUGAUGGAGCAGUCGCCGAUCAACCGCCGCAAGAACAAUGCCCGUGGCCAGCUCUGGCCCGAGGUGUUGCGGAAACACACCAUCCGCGCCGAUCUGGCCAAGCUGGAGUGGGACGAGAUUGUGCGCACCGGCCGCAAAACCACCGAGACGCGCCGUAUACUCUGCGCCCGCUGGAACGUCGAGUAUUCGCUGCUUUGCCGCUGGCUGCGCGGGAGCCGCCACCUCGACUACCGCCGCGACCCAGUGCCCUCCACCGACCCUGCCGUCCUGGCCACUGCGGCGAGGGCCGCCCGGGAUUUGCUGCUACCGUACCCUGCGCUGUACCCUGCUCAUGCUCAUGAUGCCGAACCAGAAUCCAGCCCCCAGGCCUAUCCUCAACAGUCCCCAACGCCAACGCCAACGCCAACGCCAACGCUCGCGGCCGCGACCUUUCCGCCCGCGCCUCGUGGCCCCGGCAGGCCCCGCCGACCCAACGGGACGCCGCGCCGGCUGAACUCGGUAGCCGUCCGGGCCGCCGAGAACUCCUUGGGCCCGCCAGGCAAUGCCUGGCCUGGUGAUGAAAACGCACUGCUAAGCGACAGCGAGGAAGCCGUCAUUCUCCUCUGGUUCCGCUUCCGGCUGGAGGUCGCCGACCUGGUGUCUGUGCCUGAGCUCGUCGACGCUGCCAACCUGGCCAUCUCGGUCAGCACCGUUGGGAGCGAGGCAACCGCCUCCUCUCAGACCAUGGCGCCGGCAACAGGGGCGCGUGCGGCUUUUCCGCCCUGGGCCCAGGAGUUCAUGCUCUGCCGUACGGAUCUCUUUUGGAGCACCGUCAAGUACGGCUACUCCAGCGAGAAGCAGCGACCGGAGCCUGACGAGCACUCUUUCUGGAGCUGGUUCUUUGGCCCCAGCGGACCAGAAGACAAGACUCUGAAACCCCGCGGGCCCUAUCUCAAUCAGGCUAAUGCCAACGCCGCUGCCGCGGUCUCCAUCUAA
Molecule: messenger RNA, 1119 nt
Organism: Gaeumannomyces tritici R3-111a-1
Lineage: Eukaryota; Fungi; Ascomycota; Sordariomycetes; Magnaporthales; Magnaporthaceae
Exons: 1
Coding region: 145-1119 (324 amino acids)
Source: RefSeq, a predicted model, not a curated record